UAGGUAUAGCCAAGUGUAGGGAUGCUGUGAGGCAAGAGUUGCAUGCAAUUCUUGCAGAAGCCACAACUGGCCUCCAAAAUCAGGUGGUGUACGUUUGCAUUGCUUGCCACGCCAGUUUUCCGCUCUCUCUCCAACCCCCACCGCUCUAUAUAAACCAAGCAACCCAAAAAACAUCGAUCAUAUGCAAAUAUAGAGAGGAAGAAGAAAGACUCGUCGGAAAAAGGAGGAAAAGAUCGAUCAUCAUAGAUGGCAGCUCAUUUGAUUGAGAAUGACGCACUGGCAACAGCAGCAAAAUAUGCACCAGUCACUUAUGAGAGGAGAGUCAGGGGGGACUUGGAAACCACACUUCCAAAGCCAUAUCUUCCCAGAGCCCUGACUGCUCCAGACACAAACCAUCCCAUGGGAACACCUGGACAUCACCAUCGCAACCUGAGUGUUCUUCAGCAGCAUGUGGCAUUUUUUGACCAGGACGAAAAUGGAAUCGUCUACCCUUGGGAAACUUUUGUUGGAUUUCGAGCUAUCGGUUUCAACUCAAUUGUAUCUCUCAUCGCGGCAGUUGUCAUCAAUGCAGCACUGAGUUAUGCUACUCUUCCUGGGUGGUUUCCUUCUCCAUUCUUGCCCAUAUACAUUCUAAACAUUCACAGGGCAAAGCAUGGUAGUGAUACUGGAACAUACGACACAGAAGGAAGGUUUUCACCAGCAAACAUUGAGCUCAUGUUUAGCAAGUAUGCUCGUACAGUUCCUGACAAGUUCACUCUAGCAGAGCUUUGGGACAUGACUGAGGGAAACAGAGUUUCAUACGACUUCUUUGGAUGGAUUGGAAGUAAGCUGGAAUGGGGACUUCUGUAUGUUCUUGCAAGGGAUGAGGAGGGUUUUCUAUCUAAAGAAGCUGUGAGACGCUGCUUUGAUGGAAGCUUAUUCGAGUAUUGUGCCAAGAUGAAUGCAAGUGCUGAAGCUAAGAUGGGCUGAA
Messenger RNA from Rosa rugosa (rugosa rose), 970 nucleotides. RefSeq names its product peroxygenase 2-like. The record is from RefSeq and is a predicted model, not a curated record. Lineage: Eukaryota; Viridiplantae; Streptophyta; Magnoliopsida; Rosales; Rosaceae. Bases 247 to 969 code for a protein of 240 amino acids. The transcript is spliced from 6 exons. Gene Ontology annotation, molecular function: calcium ion binding; monooxygenase activity.